This is a messenger RNA of Ornithodoros turicata, 4350 nucleotides long. RefSeq lists its product as uncharacterized. The record is from RefSeq and is a predicted model, not a curated record. NCBI's taxonomy places the organism in Eukaryota, Metazoa, Arthropoda, Arachnida, Ixodida, Argasidae. Bases 3599 to 4324 code for a protein of 241 amino acids. The transcript is spliced from 5 exons.
AUAUAUAUUUAAAAAAUCUGUUCGCAUUUAGCUGGGUCACCCUGUAUAUAUGUGUGGGGGGAGGGUGACAUGAGCACGGUUUUCCCGAUGUUGGGUCUCGGGUGUGUUGAUGUUGGCGUGGUAGCGGGUCAAAGGUGGGACACAGUGAGGGAAGCAGAUACUGUACAAGUUUAUUUACAGUGACAUGGUCAGAGCGGGAAUUAGAGCAAUGGGCAAUGGCGCCCAUCGCUUAUAAAGGUUUUACAACGGGGUCGCCCUUGACAGGUUCUGCGUAACUGGUCUAGCUCCCCCUAAAGCGAAGCGGUUCCCAUGGGAUGCAGAGUGCGGCGCCUUUCUUCCCUGGCUUUAAACUCGAUAUCUCGGCGCCGUGCGAAUGAUCAACAUAAGACGCAGCAGAAUUUAAGUCCUGUCAGCAGCUUUUUACUUUUCCUUCCACUACAUGUCUGUAGAAUAUUCUGCGGGGAUAUCCCUCGCGUGAGUACACGGUUAUAGUGCUUAAAAACACCAUGGAUUAAUUCAGAUGGCACCCGGAUUAAAUGAAAUGGCAUCUGGAUUCUUUCAGAUGGCGCCCGGAUUAAACUGAAUGGCGCUCGGAUUAUUUCAGAUGGUACCUGGACUAAUUCAGAUGGCACUUGGACUAAAAUGAACGGAAGAACCUGUAUAACGUAAUUAAAUGAUAGCAGUUGAGGAACUACAGAGUACCAUGAAAUACAUAAUAUUUCAUGUUUAAUAUUUCAUGUUGUCUAGUUUGGUUGGCCCCUUGCUUGACUGUCUUGUGGACAUCUUGAAUCGUUCAACACAGUAUUUGAGAUGUUCUUAAUAGCACACGAUGGAUCGAUAUUUUUGUUUGAGGCCCAGCAGCCUAAGGCUUCUGGAAAGCUGAAAAGACACAAGUAAAUAUGCAUGUAAUUGCAACAUGCAAUAUGUAAUGGACCUUUUCCAUAUUUGCAUCGCCCCUGGCGGUGGAAUGUCGAACGUCGUGUCUUUCCCCUCAAUAAUGGUGACGCUUUACGAACUGGCACGUACGUUCCGUGGGAAAGUAGCAAAAGAAGAUUGGAAGAAAAAUGCGGAAAGAGUGAAAGCGCAUUGUACUGAUUACCAGACCUCAAACGUCCGCGUAACCUUGAAACCGAUUAUCUCCCCACAAUGAACAUGACAGUCGCCCGCAGGUGGGUCCAUGGCGAUGUUUUCCGCUCAAAGAUGGCGGACUCAAGGGCGGGGCAUGCGCAUAAGUGUUGUCGGAGAUGAUCCAUUGUAGUGUGUGCCUGGACAGUCACUCAAUUUGAGCAGUCGUGGCCCCGGAAAGCACGCGAUUCUCUCAACAUUUCCGUUGUGCAGUAGCUGUGCAUUUCAACUAAGAGAUUCGCCGGCUUUCGGAGGCAAUGAGUACUACUCUGGCGCGCUACGCUGGUUAGAGAACAUCAGUGGUGUGAAGGAUCUAGAAAACGAGAAUGAACGUGUGCCGUUGUGAAAAAACUAGCUGGUAACGUUAGCAUAGACCGGAUGUUACUCGUAAAACAGUAUGCACUUCCAGGUGCCACGAAUGUAACGCGGAACAAAGAGAAGAGGUUCUAGUGGAAGUGAUAUUUCUAAAUGGUAAACAAGUAAAAGCACGUCAGCAUGGUUCUCACGAUAAAGCGGCCUCCAGAGUUGUAGCCAAACUGUAAUCCCAUGACACACGUCCAGCCGUACUGAACGUACUACUUUCGUACUCGUAACUUACAGACAAAUCCUUUAAAUUAUACGAACAACGUCUAUGUCACACAUCACGCUAAGAACAUAAGGAGCGAAAAUAUCAGUUCAGGCGUGCUGCUAAGCAAGCGACCGUUAGACAUACACAGUAAAUGCACCAUUCAUCGCCAGACCAGGAACGCGCAAAAUACAAAUAUAACAAUCCCAAAUUAUAUUUCGUUAAUACUAACGAACCUUACCGAUAAUUGAAUUAUGAUUUUUUCUACUAUAAGGUUACUUUCUGACCGUUCCUAUUACUUCGUCUUGCAAUCCUCAUAGAAACCUGUACCGGUACCGAAACCGGAAGUUCCCGCAAACAUGUAAAGUGGUCCAGUUUGAACCGGCACCACUUCACUUCCAGUUGCCAUCAGCCCAGCUUGAACUGGCACCUGUUCACUUCCCAGUUGCCACCAGUCCAGCAUGAACUGGUACCACCAAGUACCCAGUUGCCAAGAGCCCAGCUUGACCUGGUACAAGUUUACUUUCCAGUUGCCACCAGUUUGGUGCCAGUUGGUGCAAACUGGGAACGAACUGUACCAGUCGACUUCCUAGCUCAUUUUUUCGCCUGGGUCUACGGUACCGUCGGGGCAUCACCGGACUUCCCUCUUGUAUGGCGACUAUUACGCCUUUACUUUUGCCGUGCGCGGAAUUUCUAAUUACUGCGCAGGCAAAAUUCUCUUGGGUAUGUUUUCUAGUAUUUGUGUUACGGGCUUUGAGUACACUCAUUCCAAAACUCGCGGUGGUCUGUGCCUGAUUGACAUUGGUCAGAAAGAAUAGAUGUAGUUGCUGGUAGGUUGUCCCUAGAAAAACUACUAUUGUAUGUCGUCUCGCAAUUUUUAUUCCAUUUCUACACUGAAAUCACGAGUGAAACGAAAUAAAAUUGGGAACGAUGGACCUUUUGUGUGUAAGCAUAUGCGCAUGCUUCCCCAUUUUUUUCUUUUUCUAUCACAUCACAUCACAUAUGCGCAUGCUCAGCCACGGCUGCCAUGUUUUGGGGUAAGUAAUUGUUGUCAAGGUUGCGCAGACGUUCAAGGCCAGCACUUGACUACGCUUUGUACUCGUAUUCAGUACAAUACGCUUUCAGUCUUUCCGCAUUCUUUUUGCGAUAUUUUCCAAGGUACAUAUAAAUGGUAGCGAAGGCGAGAAAAAAUACCAAAUCUGUGUUAGCAACACUGCGCCCUUCAUGAUACACAUGCGAGCGUGGUUGUUGAGGGGCAAACUACGAACGUAAACAAAAAUAAUUUGAUCGGAGGCGCGAAUAAUGUGUGUAUUAAUCCAAUAUGCAUAUUUUUAAUAUAGCAAUUCGCCCGGUCUGCCAGUAAUACGUAAGAUUAUAGACAGAGCCGAGUACGCUUCCGGUUCCUGUCCCUCAGCAUGUUGUUAGCUACGAGCUUGCGUACGUUGACUGCGCGCUUUGUGAUUGUUGAUAGCCGUUUUCUUCUUCAUCGUCGUCUUUUCAAUUUCAAACCACCAAGUCAAACAGGGGACACUUCUCGGAGAACUAAGGUAAGGCAGGCACACACGAACAAUGGUAAAACACAACAGAACGCCGGUAAACCUGUUCCUGCAGGCUCUACCGGGAGACGCACCAUGUCGAGGCGCUACAUAAGCGGUGCCUCCUGAAGGAGAAAGGAAACUGUGACGCCGAUGACACUAUGGGCGGUAUAAGUUUCCACCGUCUUCCUCGGGACCCCUUGAGGUGAGUUCCUAUAUAUUAUAAGUAGGUCUACGGCCGAGAACGGAGCUGAGUCACUUGGUUGAGGACGUGCAGUGUUUGCUGAAGUAAAAUGCGUACCUCUCCCCCCGAGUUUUAUUGAGAGCGGUGAAGUGAACAUAGUGCAAGUUACAUAAGAUUAAUAGCGUUUCAAUGGUAUCACCUGUUUUCCAGCUUUCAGUCUGUAUGGACACUCCCUGGAUAGGUCAUCCUUCCACAGUGAGGUGGUACAAGGCGUGGCUGGAGUUUUGCAACCUGGAGGCGGAUACGAGUCUAAUUUCCAUUCGCUCUAAGGUCCUGUGCUCCCAGCACUUCGCACCAGUUGCUUAUUUGCGCACAGGAAGGCUUCGGUGGGAUGCAGUUCCUACAUUGAAGCGCACACUGCAUGGCGUUGGAGGAAGUAGUGCCUACGCCAAUCAGAGCAGACUUGAAAGCAGUGGGCCUUCAACGGAGGAACGUGUGCAAGCUGUGGUAGCCUGCGAUGACGACAGCACAGGAGCAAUACACCUUCACAAGAUGAGUCAUCCUUGCCAUGCUGAAGAGUGUGGUACUGAAGAAAGUCAGCAACAGCGUGAUCUGUCUCAUCAGGACCAUAGCUACGCACAACACGCACCAGCCUUGUCAACACAGAGCACUGUUGUCUCCCCACUAGCUGCAGUUGUCACUCCUCUGCCAGGAACGUCGUCUGGUGUACUGCGUGCAGUCUCGUCACCUCAGCACUUAGGAGGUGGAAGUGGCUGGCAUCCCCCCAAAGAUUGCCCAUCGUCCAGUAGUCUAGCAGCUCCAGCACAGCCAACAAAAGGCAAGCUGGAUAACCUCCGCAAGAAAGUGCACCAGUUGCAAGCCCUGUGUUCAGCACCUGUGUUCAUAGAUACCUAGCAUACAUUUUCUAUUUUGAAUCUUCA